This is a messenger RNA of Medioppia subpectinata, 503 nucleotides long. Lineage: Eukaryota; Metazoa; Arthropoda; Arachnida; Sarcoptiformes; Oppiidae. The record is from the annotation of a GenBank genome assembly.
CUUGAAAUAUUCAUUGAAAUAAUCAUUAAAUUAUUACUAUUUUAUUGUUUUAUUUGAUAUAAUAUUUCAAAUGGUGUUUAAAAGCGAUAGCAAAACGAGUCUAUAAUUAAAGUGUGAACUUAUUGUUAGUUUUAAAGCUUUUUUUACUGUUGAAGACAAAGACAAGUGUCUCACAAGUGAUGUCCAAAGUAUCGUUCAAAGAGAGAGUGAUUUUAGUGGAUAUAUUGGCCGUAAUCUUCGGCAUCAGCUCAUGGGUCGAAGUGAAUGGCGUUUGGGUCGAGACACCCAUUUUGGUGCAGAGACUUCCAGAGGAAUGGAAUUUAGCCUCUUUUAUAGUAAUGAUCACUCAAUUGGCAAACAUCGGACCCAUUGUCUACUCUAUACUCAAAUUUAAAUUCACAUUAAAGUCUGUAGAAAAUCCUGCAAUACAUGUGACUCUAUUGAUUGGCGCCGUUUCGUGUCUUCUAUUGUCACUGUUUUGGGACCGAAUCAGUCUUAUUAAU